CACAAACAUUUCGGGGGCAAUGCCCUCAACAAUAUAUAACUGGCUCUGAUCUGGACUCGGCUGUCAGCUUUGUCGUGGGAGGAUUUCAUUUCUGACAAAAUGUGCAUCAGAUAUCUUGGAUUGGUUCUUCUGAUUUGGAUUCCUGCAGCGCUUCAUGCCCAAAGUGCAACACAGCCCUGUAGUGCUCCCAGGCUGGAUGAUGGUUUCUUUUCCCCAAAGCAAGAGACUUAUUCUCAUGGAACAAAGCUGACCUAUACCUGCAAUGAUGGACUUAAACCAACAGUGAAGGGUUGGUGGGUAACAAGCACAUGUCUAAAUGGUGAAUGGUCUCAUAAACCACAAUGUAUAGAUGAAAAAGCUUGCAUUCCACCAGAUAUACCCAAUGCACAAUACAAAAAAAACCUCAGAGGUUGGUAUGAGAACAAUCAACGACUCAGGGUAAGAUGUGACGAAGGAUAUGAACAUAAAGGCAAUGAUGCUACAGCCAUAUGUACAAAUGGAACAUGGUCCUCUGUGCCGGUCUGUGAGAAAAGUAUCGAGGCAUGUGGUGAGCCCCCUAAAAUCCCCCAUGCAGUCAUCAUCCAUCAGGAAUACCAGGAGUUGUUUGCUGCAGAUUCAGAAGUGCAGUAUGAAUGUGAAGAUGGAUAUACUGUAGAGGGAGGAACCAAGGAAUACAUCACUUGCAUGUCAGGAAACUGGACUGAAGGCCCAACGUGCAGAGUCAGACCAGGUCCUGUAAAUGGUGGUUCUGCAGGGGGGGGAACAGGUGGAUCAACUGGCAGUGGGACACAACGUACAGUUGAAGUCAAGAACUGUGGACAGCAGCCCGUAGUUCCUCAUGGUGAUGUUGUGGGAAAUAAUCCAAUGUUUUUGAGGUACCAAUGUGCUGCUUUGUACCAACGAGUGGGUCCAGAGAGAGUGAUUUGUUACAGCAACGGCAUGUGGUCAGAAGUACCCAUCUGCAAAGCCACCUUCUGUUCUGUGGACACUGAUACACAUCCUGAAUUAAUAUCUGAUGGAGUUAAAAUUAUAAAACAUGGUGAGACCGAGAAAUUGAAAUGUGUGCAUCAAGAUCACUGGAGGACACCUCAUUAUUCUGUGGUCCGGUGCACUAAUGGAAUAAUGAGCCGUUCCAGAUGUUGCGAUCGUUGGGACGCAUUCUGGAAUUGUUAAGGCUGUAUCACCAAGAAGAUCUGCUGCCUUCGGAUCUGCUCAGCGACUGAGAACAGCCUGGAAACUUUUCAGAGACAACAAAGAUAUGAUUAUACUGUCACAUACUGUUUGGGUUUUCAAAAUACAUUUCUGUCUUUUCAUGCUGAUUUAUGACUGCCCACAUAAUGUACGAGCAAAUUGUCUGUGCUUAAAGCUGCAAAAAUAACUCAACAAAUAGAGUGUGUAUAUAUGAUAGACAGGCCUUAAUAAAGUCUUUAACUGGAAUUUUAACAGAUUCGUUCUA
This is a messenger RNA of Perca fluviatilis (European perch), 1456 nucleotides long. Its product is annotated as complement factor H-like. Bases 100 to 1173 code for a protein of 357 amino acids. The transcript has 9 exons. NCBI's taxonomy places the organism in Eukaryota, Metazoa, Chordata, Actinopteri, Perciformes, Percidae. The record is from RefSeq and is a predicted model, not a curated record.